AUGCGACCCUACAUUUUUACACCUGGUGACCUUAUAUGUCGAAAGGGAGAAGUGGCAAGGGAAAUGUUUAUCAUAGCCGAUGGAGUGUUGGAAGUAAUUGGAAAGGGUGGAAUAGUGAUCAAGCGACUCGAAGCGGGUGAUUACUUUGGUGAAAUCGGAAUUCUUUGUGUCAGUGGUGGCGGAAAUAAACGAACAGCUGAUGUGAGAGCGGUGGGCUACGCCGAAUUAUUUGUUCUUUCACGUGAGGAUGUUCUCAGCGCUCUUACUGACCAUCCAGAUGCCCAUGCCAUCAUAAUGGAGCAUGCAACUCAGCGCCUGAUAGAAUCGAAGAGUCGUGAAGACGCUCAGGUUUCUUCUUCAAAUAAACAAAACACCGAUGCUGCACUAAGUGGUAUGUGA
Molecule: messenger RNA, 399 nt
Organism: Rodentolepis nana
Lineage: Eukaryota; Metazoa; Platyhelminthes; Cestoda; Cyclophyllidea; Hymenolepididae
Source: the annotation of a GenBank genome assembly